AUGAAGUGUACUGUGCGGGAGUGGCUCAGAGUAACCACAGUGCUAUUCGUGGCCAGAGCAAUUCCAGCCAUGGUGGUUCCUAAUGCCACUUUAUUGGACAAACUUUUGGAAAAGUACAUGGAUGAGGAUGGUGAGUGGUGGAUGGCAAAGCAAAGAGGGAAAAGGGCCAUCACGGACAAUGACAUGCAGAGUAUCCUGGACCUUCAUAAUAAGUUACGAAGUCAGGUGUAUCCAGCAGCCUCUAAUAUGGAGUAUAUGACAUGGGAUAUAGAACUGGAAAGAUCUGCAGAAUCCUGGGCUGAAACUUGUUUGUGGGAACAUGGACCUGCAAGCAUGCUUCCAUCAAUUGGACAGAAUUUGGGAGCACAUUGGGGAAGAUAUAGGCCCCCAACAUUUCACGUACAAGCAUGGUAUGAUGAAGUCAGAGACUUUAGCUACCCAUAUGAACAUGAAUGCAACCCGUAUUGUCCAUUCAGAUGUUCUGGUCCUGUAUGUACUCAUUAUACACAGGUGGUGUGGGCAACAAGUAGCAGAAUAGGCUGUGCCAUUAAUUUGUGCCAUAACAUGAACAUCUGGGGGCAGAUAUGGCCUAAAGCUGUCUACUUGGUGUGCAAUUAUUCCCCAAAGGGAAACUGGUGGGGCCAUGCCCCCUACAAACAUGGCCGGCCCUGUUCUGCUUGCCCGCCUAGUUUUGGAGGAGGCUGUAGAGAAAAUCUGUGCUACAAAGAAGGAUCAGAUAGCUAUUACCCUCCUCAAGAAGAAGAAACAAAUGAAAUUGAACGGCAGCAAUCACAAGUCCAUGACACCCACAUCCGGACAAUAGCAGAUGAUAGUAACAGAAACGAAGUCAUAAGCACACAGCAAAUGUCUCAAAUUGUUUCUUGCGAAAUAAGAUUAAGAGACCAGUGCAAAGGCACAACCUGCAAUAGAUAUGAAUGCCCUGCUGGCUGUUUGGAUAGUAAAGCUAAAGUUAUUGGCAGUGUACAUUAUGAAAUGCAAUCCAGCAUCUGUAGAGCUGCAAUUCAUUAUGGUAUAAUAGACAAUGAUGGUGGUUGGGUGGAUAUCACUAGACAAGGAAGAAAACAUUAUUUUAUCAAAUCCAAUAGAAAUGGUGUUCAAACAAUUGGCAAGUAUCAGUCUGCUAAUUCCUUCACAGUCUCUAAAGUAACAGUUCAGGCUGUCACUUGUGAAACGACUGUGGAACAGCUGUGUCCUUUUCAUAAGCCUGCUUCACAUUGUCCAAGAGUAUACUGUCCUCGGAACUGUAUGCAGGCAAAUCCACAUUAUGCUCGUGUAAUUGGAACUCGAAUUUAUUCUGAUCUGUCCAGUAUCUGCAGAGCAGCUGUACAUGCUGGCGUGGUUCAAAAUCACGGGGGUUAUGUUGACGUGAUGCCUGUGGACAAAAGAAAGACUUACACUGCUUCUUUUCAGAAUGGAAUCUUCUCAGAAAGUUUACAGAAUCCUCCAGGAGGAAAGGCAUUCAGAGUAUUUGCUGUUGUGUGA
Molecule: messenger RNA, 1503 nt
Organism: Mesoplodon densirostris (Blainville's beaked whale)
Lineage: Eukaryota; Metazoa; Chordata; Mammalia; Artiodactyla; Ziphiidae
Gene: CRISPLD1
Product: cysteine rich secretory protein LCCL domain containing 1
Exons: 14
Coding region: 1-1503 (500 amino acids)
Cellular component (GO): extracellular region
Source: RefSeq, a predicted model, not a curated record